CUCCCCACUGCCUUCUCCUCGGCUGAUCCACCAGGAGCUAGGAUUCACUACUGGGCGCCUCAUCAGCAAUAAGAACAACUGGACGCAUGCAUUAGUUAAAUAUCAUUUAGGCUUAAAAACAUUUUUUUUUAUUUAAAAGAAGGGGAUUUUCACUUCUGGGAUCUGUGUGGGCAACCAAGAUCUUCUAUUAUCUCUCUCUGGUGCUAAGCGUCCAACAUGGGGAUAAAGGCAGCUCUUCCAAAAUAUGAGUUGUAUUUCUACACACUGGUGCUGUCCCUCGCAGGUCUCUGGGCAGCAAGCUGGAUCUUUGAAGCAUCUAGUGAUAACGUGAACAGGAAGACCUUUAAGGAGAGCGUCAAGCCAGGAUGGCAUUACUUUGGCCGUAAAAUGGACGUAGCUGACUUCGAGUGGGUCAUGUGGUUUACAAAGUUCAGGAACCACAUUGUCUUUGCCCUGUCCGGUCAUGUGAUCUUCGCAAAGAUCUGCUCAAUGGCAGCACCUCAGCUCAGAUCCACAGUGUACAUGGUCUACGGGAUGCUUGCUGUGCUCGCUACCAUGGGGCUCACCUUCACGAUGCUCAUCCUUUCCCACUGCGUCCUGCUGUACAGCGUCUCUCUGUCCAAGCAGAAAUGGCUCUGCUUUGCCGCUGGACUCUGCAGCUUAGCCACUUUUAAACUGGAGCCUUUCAGUUCCUGGCAGUCUGGCUUGGUGACUGGGACUUUCGCUCUUCAAGAUGUUCUGUUUUACGGAGGAAGUGGUUUCACCAUCAUGCGCUGCCUGAGCUUUGCCUUGGAGAACUAUGAGAAGAAGGAUGGGAAUUACUCCUUCCUGGAGCUGCUCAAGUACAACUUCUACCUGCCCUUCUUCUUCUUCGGACCCAUCAUGACGUUCGAUAGGUUCCAUGCGCAGGUGAAUACUCCUGACUUGACUCGUAAAGAUCGUGAGAUGUGGAAUAUCCGGAUCCAGGCGGUGCUGCACUUGGCUGCCAUUGUUGUGGUGGACGUGCUUUUCCAUUUCCUCUACAUUCUGACCAUACCUUCUGACAUGAAACUAGUGAAACAGCUAUCAGACUGGUCACUAGCGGGCCUGGCCUAUUCUAACCUGGUGUACGAUUGGGUGAAAGCAGCAGUCAUGUUUGGGGUCAUCAAUACCGUGUCACGACUGGACCAUCUGGACCCUCCACAGCCCCCCAAGUGCAUCACCAUGCUUUAUGUCUUCGCAGAAACGCAUUUUGACAGGGGGAUCAAUGACUGGCUGUGCAAGUAUGUUUACGACUACCUUGGUGGUAACCAUGACAACAUUGUGAAGGAGCUGCUGGCCACCGUGUGCACCUUUGCCGUGACAACCCUGUGGCUCGGCCCCUGUCAUGUGGUCUACAUCUGGUCUUUCUUCAACUGCUUUGGCCUCAACUUCGAACUCUGGGUGGCAAAGUUCUUCGAGCUUGAGCCGUUUGCUUCGAUGGAGGCAAAGAUGUCUGAAGCCACGUCUCGCAGGAUCAGGGGCGUGUUUAAUGCAGCUAACUUCUGGACCAUCAUCCUGUACAAUGUACUGGCUCUGAACAGCCUGGACUUUGCAAACCUGGUUUUUAAGAGGUUGCUCAUCACAGGUUUCCCCCUGUCCACUCUGUCAGUCCUGUUUGUUACCUACUGUGGAGUCCAGCUGAUAAAGGAGCGAGAGAGAAGACUGGCCCUGGAGGAAGAAGGAGCCGAGAAGGAAAAAACGGAAUAAGAUGAUCAGUCCUGUUUCCUUUCCACUGUGCAGGAGUAAAGAAAAAAAAACAACCUCCUCCAUCCUGUUACUGGCUUUGUUCCAGCCAAAGUCAAUCACAAUGCACUGCACACUGUACCUGUGUAUAGAACUCAAUCACAAUGCACUGCACACUGUACCUGUGUAUAGAACUCAAUCACAAUGCACUGCACACUGUACCUGUGUAUAGAACUCAAUCACAAUGCACUGCACACUGUACCUGUGUAUAGAGCUCCAUCACAAUGCACUGCACACUGUACCUGUGUAUAGAGCUCCAUCACAAUGCACUGCACACUGUACCUGUGUAUAGAACUCAAUCACAAUGCACUGCACACUGUACCUGUGUAUAGAACUCAAUCACAAUGCACUGCACACUGUACCUGUGUAUAGGGCUCCAUCACAAUGCACUGCACACUGUACCUGUGUAUAGAGCUCCAUCACAAUGCACUGCACACUGUACCUGUGUAUAGAGCUCAAUCACAGUGCACUGCACACUGUACCUGUGUAUAGAGCUCCAUCACAAUGCACUGCACACUGUACCUGUGUAUAGAACUCCAUCACAAUGCACUGCACACUGUACCUGUGUAUAGAACUCCAUCACAAUGCACUGCACACUGUACCUGUGUAUAGAACUCAAUCACAAUGCACUGCACACUGUACCUGUGUAUAGAGCUCCAUCACAAUGCACUGCACACUGUACCUGUGUAUAGAGCUCCAUCUCAAUGCACUGCACACUGUGUAUAGUUUGGAAGCGCAUUUGUUUUACAGACCGCUUGUGCAUUUUUUCUAACUGAGCCAAAAAUUAGUCAAAAGGAGGUUUGUAGUUUGUUCAACAUUUGCUGAUGUAAGAUUAUGUAUAUUAAAUAUAAUAUAUAAAAGACCAUAUUU
Messenger RNA from Acipenser ruthenus (sterlet), 2634 nucleotides. Its product is annotated as protein-cysteine N-palmitoyltransferase HHAT-like protein. Bases 217 to 1728 code for a protein of 503 amino acids. The record is from RefSeq and is a predicted model, not a curated record. Lineage: Eukaryota; Metazoa; Chordata; Actinopteri; Acipenseriformes; Acipenseridae. The transcript is spliced from 12 exons. Gene Ontology annotation, molecular function: acyltransferase activity. Gene Ontology annotation, cellular component: endoplasmic reticulum. Gene Ontology annotation, biological process: negative regulation of N-terminal protein palmitoylation.